Messenger RNA from Aspergillus puulaauensis, 1185 nucleotides. It is a transcript of the gene pex19, whose product is annotated as putative peroxisomal membrane protein receptor Pex19. Bases 1 to 1185 code for a protein of 394 amino acids. The transcript has 3 exons. Lineage: Eukaryota; Fungi; Ascomycota; Eurotiomycetes; Eurotiales; Aspergillaceae. Gene Ontology annotation, biological process: protein import into peroxisome membrane. Gene Ontology annotation, cellular component: peroxisome; peroxisomal membrane. The record is from RefSeq and is a predicted model, not a curated record.
AUGGCGUCUUCAUCUGCAUCGCCUGCCACCGCGGGCGACUCACAACCGCCCCCUGAACAGACACCACAACAAACAAGUACAACGUCGCAGACCGAGAAAAAGAUUUGGGAGUCCGAAUCUACCCCUGUCUCUACAGAAACGCCAGGACCCGAGUCCGCACAGCAACAACCAAAGCAGUCGGCCAAUGAUGACUCGGACGAUGAAUCAGACUUUGACGAGUUGGACGAGGUUCUCGAUGACUUCAAACCAAAAGCCCAGGCAGAGACCCCCGCACCGCAACCCCCCACACCCGGUACCGCCGCAUCGUCCGGGGCCCAAGACGUCGACGAGUUUGCGUUUAUGAGCCAACUCGAAAAGGACAUGGCGAAGAUGAUGGGACAAGCAGCCCAACAAUCUGGCGCCCCGGACCCACAGGGCUUCGAAAGCACCAUUGACCAGGGCGCAGACGCUUUCACAAAACAAUUGGAGGACAGCGGGAUCCCGCCGGGUGACUUCAUCAAGCAGCUUUUAGCGGAUGUGAUGGCAGAGGAAAGGGGGGAGGAGAAGGGAAAGGAACAGGGGCAGGAGUCGUCGCCGUCUUCUGCCGGAGCCGCGGCGGCGGCAGCGGCGGCAGCAGCAGCAGCAACACCAACAACAGCAUCAGGAAGUGAAGCCGGAGCGGGACCCGAGUCAUUCAACGAUGCAAUCCAACAGACAAUCAACCGGAUGAAAGAAUCAGGUGAUAAGGCGACGGCCGCGGCAUCGGAAGACAACACGGACGAUCUUAUCGCACAACUCCUUAAGGCCAUGGAAGCAGGCGGUGGCGACGGGUCUGGCGGCGACGAGGGUGAUAUCACCAAGAUUUUCAUGGGGAUGAUGGAGCAACUGUCUAACAAGGACAUGCUAUACGAGCCGAUGAAGGAACUCGACACGAAAUUCGGACCCUGGAUCCAAGACAACAAGGGUAAGGGGAAAGUUAGCGAGCCCGAUAUGGAACGCUACGAGAAUCAAGCGGAGCUAGUGAGCCAGAUUGUGAAGAAGUUUGAAGAACCGGGAUAUACGGAUGAAGAUCCGAAGUGUCGCGAGUACGUGUGGGAGAAAAUGCAGGCUAUGCAAGCGGCCGGUAACCCGCCAGACGAACUCGUCGCCAAUCCUUGGAUGGAUGAUCUCAAGGGUGGCGGUGUUCCUGACUGCCCGCAGCAAUAA